AUUGGGGCCCCUCUGCUCCACCCCAGCCCGCCAUGGCGUCAGGCGCCGCAGCACCGGGGAGGUGGUUCCCACUUUAAAGAAGUGAAGUUUUUCGCCCCCUCCCCCUCCCCGCCUGCCUCUUGCAGCCUCCCGCGCCCCGCGGAGCCGGCGGAUGGAGCUACGCUGCGGCGGCGUAGGGAGCCAGGCUGGGGGGCGCAGGAUGGAUGGGGACAGCCGAGAUGGCGGCGGCGGCUGCAAGGACGCCGGGUCGGAGGACUACGAGAACCUGCCGACCAGCGCCUCCUUAUCCACCCACAUGACAGCCGGAGCGAUGGCCGGGAUCCUGGAGCACUCGGUCAUGUACCCGGUAGACUCAGUGAAGACACGAAUGCAGAGUUUGAAUCCAGAUCCCAAAGCCCAUUACACAAGUGUCUACGGAGCCCUCAAGAAAAUCAUACGGACUGAAGGCUUCUGGAGACCCUUGCGAGGCCUCAAUGUGAUGAUAAUGGGUGCGGGGCCGGCCCACGCCAUGUAUUUUGCCUGCUAUGAAAACAUGAAAAGGACUUUAAAUGCCGUUUUCCACCAUCAAGGGAACAGCCACCUAGCCAACGGGAUAGCUGGGAGUAUGGCCACCCUGCUCCACGAUGCGGUAAUGAAUCCAGCAGAAGUCGUGAAGCAGCGCAUGCAGAUGUACAACUCGCCGCACCGGUCGGCCCUCAGCUGCAUCCGGACAGUUUGGGGGACGGAGGGCUUGGGGGCCUUCUACCGGAGUUACACCACGCAGCUGACCAUGAACAUUCCCUUCCAGUCCAUCCACUUCAUCACCUACGAGUUCCUGCAGGAGCAGAUCAACCCUUACCGGGACUACAACCCGCAGUCCCACAUCAUCUCAGGCGGGCUGGCCGGGGCCCUGGCUGCAGCCGCCACCACCCUGGACGUCUGUAAGACCCUCCUCAACACUCAGGAGAACAUGGCCCUCAGCCUGGCCAAUGUGAGCGGCCGGCUGUCGGGCAUGGCCAAUGCCUUCCGGACAGUGUACCAGCUCAACGGGCUGCCGGGCUACUUCAAAGGCGUGCAGGCCCGGGUCAUCUACCAGAUGCCCUCCACGGCCAUCUCCUGGUCCGUCUAUGAGUUCUUCAAGUACUUCCUCACCAAGCACAAGCUGGAGAAUCGAACUCUGUACUAAAGGAGCAGGCUGUGGGCAGUGAUUCUGGAAGCUCGGGUUGUGCAGAGACUCUCCCAGUCUGCUUCCAUUCCCCUUGCCCUGGCACCAAGAUUAUUGGGGCAGGGUGUGUGUAGGACGGGACUUCUGCUCCCUGACGCCCUAGAGAGAGGAGGGGAUGGGACAGCCGCUUCCCUGAGGGCCGUUCGCGGCGACAUCCCAGCUGGUGAAAGGUGGGGAAAGAUUUUGGAAGGGGAUCGAGAAAUUGCUUUUUCUCUUCCUCCCCUCCCGAGAGUGUGGUGGCUUCUCUGUUUCUGUGUAGCAGCUUCUCCCCUAGAAUCAGAUCACACAGGAGGGAAGAAAAUGGGCAGUGACCGAAAACAUUAAAGGGGAAAAAAAAAAAAGAAACCCAAUUAUGUAUAUAAAAGUUCCAGUACACAGUAUAAAAUAGAUGGAUAAUGUUUAUCCUUUAUUUUUCUAUGUAGAAGUUUCUGGAUUUGUGUGUGUGUGCGUGCGUGUGUGCCUGUGCGUGUGUACAAAUAAGUGUUAACAGCUGGGAAUAUGAAGCUGUUGUUAAAAUUAAAAAAAAAAAAAAUAGAGGGCUAAAUUCUUCCAUGGGGUUAAGUCACAAGGCACCAAAGUAAUAAGUUGCUCCAUGUGGCUAAAAUUGUGUUUGCCCCUCCCCCCCAUGGAAGUUCCACUUGAAUGUAAAAUAAUAAAUGUAAGGUUUUUAUUUUGAAUUUCUCUUUUCAUGGGAGAAAAAGGUACGUUGAAAAAAAAAAAAGUCAAAAUAAUGAUAUAUUACUUCUAGCUACUUUUUUUUUUUCUCUUAGUCACCUUCAUGUGCCUUUUCCCUUUGUCUUUUCUAGAAAUUCCAGGGCCAAGGAUCUGGCCCUGGGCUUUUCCUCUUGCUGUGGGCAUGCCCCACGUGCUCACACUGGGUGGCAGAAUGGCCCACAUUGCAGGACAGUGCCCCCUGCCCCAGUGGAAUUAGGGUAGCUGGUUUUAAACUCAUGAGACCAUUUCCUUCCCCCGUGAGUGGUGUGAAUGUAUGCCUCUCGGGGCCAUCACUUAGACAACCUUGCAGUGCCAGCAUCUGGCUACUUGUGGGGGCGGGGAAGUGGGAUAAGUCCUACCUUGAUCCUAGUAAAAAGGCUAAUUCUCCAUUCGGCCUUUUUAAGGCACUUCAGGCACACAUGUCUGUGUGCAUUUCAACUAAAUCUCCUGAUCCUAUGUUUCUCUGUGCAGUUUUAGGGAUUUUGAAAAAAACGCAGCGGUGUAUCUAUGGCAUUUGUCUGUGCCCUUGUCCAUCACGAAUUCCCCCAUUAAAGUGCCAGGCCAGGCCCCCCAGCCCAGCUGCCAAAGGGACCCGGGGCCCUCGUGCACAGUCAGGACGCCUCGAGGGCCGUCUUUGGCCUCGCUUGGUCCGCCCCAGCUGAGAAGACGCCACCGCCUGCCUGCCUUGCUUUCUGAAAUCUGAGCCAGAAUAUUACUGAGGGCCAAGGCAGGCCACGCCCAUCCACGGCCGCCAGCCCUCUCUGGGAAGCCCCAGUAACUCCCCUCUUCAGAGCCAUCUUUCAAAAAGAGCGGAAAGCGCAUGUGUGUUUUCGUUCUGGCCGGCUUGGUCGUGACCUUUGCCCUUUACCCUCCGCUUCGCCACCGGCCUGGUCCAUGUCCUGCAUUUUCACCGAGGCUCAGACCUGGGCUGCUUCUGAUACCAUGAACCCUGGGAUGGGCUUAGGUGGCGCUGGGACAGUUCGCAUCUUGGGAUCCUACAUGCGGUGCCUCCAGGAGUAGUUUGCAGGUCGGGGACAGCGGAGGACCACGUCAGGCAGCGCCCACCCACGUUCAUGCCUGAUGAGUAAGUAGGAGCUACUCCUGGGCUGGGAAGCCUUGUCUGUUGACCUCAGAGUUAGCUCACCCCCCACGCCCUGGUGGAAAUCAGUUGCAGAGAACUUAUGUCCCACUCAGGGAGGCAGAAACCCCAGGGAGACCGAGCUGCCGCGGGAAGCGUUUGCAACUCUCUAAAUACACCCUCCCAUAGCGCGGCAUUUUGCCAAGGGAAGCAAAACGAGGUUCAAUUGUAAAAUAACUAUCCCACCACCCCUUUUUGUCCACUGACAAUACACCACACGGCUGCAAGAUAUUCCUUGUUCCUUAUGGCGAUUUUGUGUGUGAUGGUAUUAAAGAAAGAAGCUCCUUGCUUCCCUGAGAAAACUCCUUUGGGUAGAGAGAUGUGAGAGGUAGUUUCUGGAUUUCAGAGUCCGUGGGCUCAGUGGAAAAGUCGAUCCUAGCUUGAUCCUGGCUUUCCUUUCGCAGUGUGUGUGGAUCAGCUGGGAAAAGGGGGUGAUGCCUCCUGCCCUGUCUCCCCAAGGGGGUCUUCCUGAGGCUGACCAAGGGAUGUAUCCGAAAAAGCUUUGAAAGUUGUGAAGCACUAAACAAAUAUAAGUGGUUGUUAAUUGUGUGGGAAUUAACCGCCCACCCCCUUGCCUUGAGCUCCAAAGCUUGUCUCCCUGCCCCAGGCAGACUGCAGCCUUGUUGUUGAUUGUGACCUUGACUUGGAAUGAACAAAAUAACAAGUUCUCCCCACCCCCUACCCCCAGUGAUCCCCGACCUAAUGUAGUCGUGACAUGUACUUGGUCAUUGAGAGAGCAUGUCUUUGGGGUGAUGACUGAAGCCAAGCAAUGUUACUCGGGUACAGGGCUCAACAAGUGUGUGUGUGACUCGUCUGCCUGAUUUGGGAUCCAACCAACCACUUGUAGAUCCGAGUUUUAUUUUAGAAUUUAAAAAUUGCUUUUUUUUCCCCAAAUGGAAUAAAUCUUCAACCCAUGAUUAUUUUUUCUUAACUUUGGAUGGAAUCUAGCUAUUUAUGGGGCUACAUCCUUUUGUGUGGUUUCUUUUUCCUUUUUCCUUUUUAAAGGCCUACAUCUGUAUUCCUGGAGCUGUCCCCCCAAUCCCCCCCAAGGCUGCACCGGCCACCCAUUGUUAUGCCAAUAAGGUUUUAUUGAACUUUAUUUAAGGAUGAUUGUGCCUGAUCGAUACAAAUGUACUGCUGCUUCCUUCCUAUGGGACACAUGAUUUAUGUUAUCAGGAUGAGCAAGUGUUGUUUCUUAAAUGCCUGUCAUAAGUAUCAUGGUUUCUGCCAGCUCUUGGAAGAAAGGGAGAAAUGUGUGUUGAUGUAUGGGGAUAUUUCUGAUAUGCUGCUACAGUUGUGACACUGGAGCUAGAGAAAAUAAAGCCUUGAUUCUUUGAAA
Messenger RNA from Sus scrofa (pig), 4395 nucleotides. It is a transcript of the gene SLC25A37, whose product is annotated as solute carrier family 25 member 37. Gene Ontology annotation, cellular component: mitochondrial membrane. Gene Ontology annotation, biological process: iron import into the mitochondrion. NCBI's taxonomy places the organism in Eukaryota, Metazoa, Chordata, Mammalia, Artiodactyla, Suidae. The record is from RefSeq and is a predicted model, not a curated record. Gene Ontology annotation, molecular function: ferrous iron transmembrane transporter activity.